CACUCCCGCGACGAUGCUGCCGCGGGUUGGUCGCUGCCGCCCGGCUCCGGCCGCCUGGCUCCGGCUGCUGCUGCUGGCGGCGGCGCUGCCCCGGCCGGCGCUGCCCGAGGUGCUGUUCCGCUGCCCGCCCUGCAGCGCCGAGCGCCUGGCCGCCUGCGCCCCGGCCGCCGCCUGCCCCGAGCUGGUGCGGGAGCCCGGCUGCGGCUGCUGCCCGGUGUGCGCCCGCCUGGAGAACCAGUCGUGCGGGGUGUACACGCCGCGCUGCGCCGCCGGGCUCCGCUGCUACCCGCACCCCGGCGCCGAGCUGCCGCUGCAGGCGCUAGUGCAGGGCCAGGGCACCUGCGCCCGGAGACGGGACGCCGCGGAGUACGGGGCCAGCGCCGAGCCGGGCGCAGACAAUGGUGAGGACGAGCCUGAAGAAGUCUUUACGGGGAAUUAUGUGGAUGGCACACCCGGGGUGGUGAGUGGAGGUGGCGGGAGAAAGCCCAUGAAGCCUGGCAUGAAGGAGCUUGCGGUCAUGCGAGAGAAAGCGAAUGAACAGCAGAGACAGAUGGGCAAAGCCAUCAAGCACCACCACAACCAUGAAGAGUUGAAGAAAUUACGGCCAUCAUCCAUGAGGACCCCCUGCCAGCAGGAAUUGGAUCAGGUCUUGGAACGUAUCUCAACCAUGCGUCUGCCAGAUGAGCGUGGCCCGUUGGAGCACCUCUAUUCCCUGCACAUCCCCAACUGUGACAAGCAAGGCUUUUACAAUCUCAAACAGUGCAAGAUGUCUGUGAAUGGGCAGCGAGGAGAGUGCUGGUGUGUGAACCCCAUCACUGGGAAAGUGAUCCAAGGAGCGCCCACCAUUCGCGGAGACCCUGAGUGCCACCUCUUCUACACGGCACAUGAACAGGAGGAGCGGGGAGCACACGCCCUGCGCACGCAAUAGAUGGACGCGUUCCUGCUCACUGGAGACUGCUCAGCCUGGCCCCGGUGCUGGAUUUUACAUGGGUUUCAGCAUGUCUAUUUAUAUCCUGAAAAAGACUGGCUUUGUGCAUUGCCUGUGGCCCUCUUCUCUUGCCUUCAGCCUGCUGGGGAAGGACUGGGGUGCAGGGUGGGUUGCAAGAGGGGAAGGGGCAGAAAUUGCUUUUCUUUGGUCUUUCGUGUAAAGUCAAUGAGAGACAAAGCUUUGUCUUCUAUCGGCUCUGCCCCCACUGCAGCGUACUAGGUAUUCGUGUGCUUCCAGAAUCACCCGCGGCCCACUAGCCCCACCACCGCAACGUGAUAGCGUAGUGCAAGGGAAACAGGGCAUACGCGGGAGGCCCAGGUGAAAGCCAAGCAGCCCUGUUGAAUGUAGAGUCCUGAGCUCCCCGGAUGUCUCCAAAGAGCCUAGGUGAUAAUGCUCAAAACAAGAUGGAUGAAAAUCUCUCUUCCCUCCCUCCCAAGACCAAAGAAUGUAAAUAAUACACAUCACCUCCUGCUCGAGUCCUGUCAACCUGUCCCGAUUGCCAACCUGCUGUUUCAUGAAGUGGGCUGUGGUGGUGGGGUAGGAAAGGAGGGGAAUUCCUGAAUGUCCCAGAUGGAUCACGCCAGUACACAGCUCCAAUAACCCUCCUCGGGCAAGGCAAGGGAGAGAGAAAGGAAGUGAGACUGUACAGCCAGCCCCAUGCAUUGCACCUGGGGCCCUAUCCCCGGAGAGGCGGAGCACUUUCAGUUCUCAGAGACUUCACUGAGAGGGGAUAGUUCUCGGGAUCUCUCAGGACCUGGCCCUGAAUUAUAACCCAAAUCUUAAAGAUCCAGCCCCGGGAUCUGCUGGGCAAUCUCACUUCUUGGGGAUAGGAGCCUUACGGGUAAGGUGGGAAUUAAGGGUCUGAUCCUGAGAGAUGCUGACCACCUGCAAUUUAAUUUAAUUGCAAGUGCUCCGUAUUUCCCAGGAUCAGGCCCUACAUUUUUUUAAUUGAAGAAGCAAGAAUUAAAUUACAGAGAGAGGAGGGCUCUUGCAGGUUUAGAGUAACAAUCCAGGGAGUCUCUCUCUCUCUCUCUCUCUUUCUAAAUAGCAAAAACCCAUCUAAAACCCGCACUUCCAAGCGGCUGCCAACGUCCCUCAUAUGUUGCAGGGAGCAUCAGCCAUUCAGCACACACCUUUUGUAAGUAAAGUGCAGUAUAUAUAUAGUGCUUUGGAAAGCGCCCCCCACGCCCCCCAUGUGCGCGCGCGUGCACACACACACAUACACACACACUCUCUCUCUCUCUCUCAGAUUUAAUAAACACAAUUCCAGGAACUGUCAGUGAUGUUGCACUGGAAGAUCAGUUCCCACACUUUACUUUACACAUUGAUUUGUUUCUGUAUGAAACACACAGAAGCCAUGA
Molecule: messenger RNA, 2349 nt
Organism: Malaclemys terrapin pileata
Lineage: Eukaryota; Metazoa; Chordata; Testudines; Emydidae
Gene: IGFBP2
Product: insulin like growth factor binding protein 2
Exons: 4
Coding region: 14-928 (304 amino acids)
Biological process (GO): regulation of insulin-like growth factor receptor signaling pathway
Cellular component (GO): extracellular region
Molecular function (GO): insulin-like growth factor II binding; insulin-like growth factor I binding
Source: RefSeq, a predicted model, not a curated record